Lampris incognitus (smalleye Pacific opah) is the source of this 2618-nucleotide messenger RNA. It is a transcript of the gene ppp5c, whose product is annotated as protein phosphatase 5, catalytic subunit. The transcript has 13 exons. The coding region runs from base 1 to 1476 and encodes 491 amino acids. Gene Ontology annotation, cellular component: nucleus; cytosol. Gene Ontology annotation, molecular function: protein serine/threonine phosphatase activity; protein binding. NCBI's taxonomy places the organism in Eukaryota, Metazoa, Chordata, Actinopteri, Lampriformes, Lampridae. The record is from RefSeq and is a predicted model, not a curated record.
AUGGCGAACGUAGCGCUUAACGGCAGUGAGAAGAAGAUGGCGGAGGCAGACAAAAAUGCAGAGUUACUCAAGGAGAAGGCGAAUAGUUACUUUAAAGAAAAAGACUAUGAAAAUGCAAUCAAGUUCUACACAGAGGCCCUGGAGCUCAAUCCAGCCAAUGCAAUCUACUAUAGCAAUCGAAGCCUGGCAUACCUACGCACUGAGUGCUAUGGCUAUGCCCUCGCGGAUGCUACGAAGGCCCUGGAGAUAGACAAGAACUAUAUCAAGGGGUACUACCGCCGGGCCACCUCCAACAUGGCACUGGGCAAGUUCAAAGCUGCACUCAAGGAUUAUGAGACGGUAGUCAGGGUCCGACCCAAUGACAAGGAUGCAAAGAUGAAGUACCAGGAGUGUAACAAGAUUGUGAAACAGAAGGCUUUUGAGAGAGCCAUCGCAAGCGAUGAGACCAAAAGAUCCGUUGUGGAUUCCCUAGACAUCGAAAACAUGACAAUUGAGGAUGAGUACGCAGGCCCUAAACUCGAGGAUGGGAAGGUCACCUUGAAAUUCAUGAAGGAGAUGAUGGAUUGGUUCAAGGACCAGAAAAAACUGCACAGAAAGUGUGCUUAUCAGAUUUUGGUCCAAGUAAAAGAUGUUCUAUCAAAACUCCCGAGUCUUGUUGAAAUCACAUUAAAAGAGUCAGAAAAGAUUACAAUUUGUGGUGAUACGCAUGGGCAGUUCUAUGAUCUCCUCAGCAUCUUUGAGUUGAACGGCCUACCCUCACACGCCAACCCUUAUCUGUUCAAUGGGGACUUUGUGGAUCGUGGCUCUUUCUCAGUAGAGGUUAUUCUCACUCUCUUUGGCUUCAAGCUGCUCUUCCCUGACUGCUUCCAUUUGCUUCGGGGUAACCAUGAGACAGACAACAUGAAUCAGAUGUAUGGAUUUGAAGGGGAGGUCAAAGCCAAGUACACAGCUCAGAUGUUCCAACUGUUUAGUGAGGUUUUCCAGUGGCUUCCUCUGGCACAGUGCAUCAACAGCAAAGUUUUGAUAAUGCAUGGGGGACUCUUCAGCGAAGACGGAGUCACGCUGGAAGACCUCCGGAAGAUUGACAGGAACAGACAGCCUCCAGAUUCUGGUCCCAUGUGUGACCUCCUGUGGUCAGAUCCCCAGUCUCAGAAUGGUCGGUCGAUCAGCAAGCGAGGGGUGAGCUGUCAGUUUGGGCCGGAUGUAACGGAGCGCUUUCUCGAGCAAAACAAGUUGGACUUCAUCGUGCGCAGUCAUGAGGUCAAGGCUGAGGGCUACGAGGUCACUCACUCAGGGAAGUGCAUCACAGUGUUCUCAGCGCCCAACUACUGUGAUCAGAUGGGAAAUAAAGGAGCCUAUAUUCACCUCAGGGGAUCAGACCUCAAGCCAGAGUUUCACCAGUUCACUGCUGUGCCUCAUCCGAAUGUCAAGCCCAUGGCAUACGCCAACACGCUAAUGCAGAUGGGAAUGAUGUAGAGGCAACGGCCAUGCUAGUCUAUCUCUGUGACACUGAUGACCUCCCAUCUGACUUGAGCCACCCCAGCAACCACACUCCCUCCAGCGCUUUAGACAUGCCCUUGCUCAUGCUCAGCAUAAAGGGAUCCUUCUCUUACCACCACCACCACCCCCCCGCUAGUUGUGUUUAAAAUACACAUGGUGUAGUUCAGAUGGGAUGAGAUCACUUAGACCAGUUCAGUUGAAAACUGGGCGAGUACGUUCCUGUAUCUGUUAAAACUGGAAUAGUUCAAGAUUUUUGUUGUCCAUUUACCCCGUCUGCGUGUCCCGUCAAUGGGUAGAGAAAAUCAUCCUGAGAACCGCAGAUGCAACCCCCCCCCCCCCAUUGGAGCUGCUUGAUUUUCAAAUGUGUGACUGUAUAUACUCAGCAUAUGGGAUGAGGUAGCUGGUAUGUACCAAAGAUCUGUAAUGAAAGUGAUUGUUUUUUACCAAAAGCAAUGUCCAAUUUUAAAACCUAGAAUUGUACCGUCGACCUUUGUGAACAGCUUAAAGCAUCUUGAACUGGGAUGAGAGCAGCAUGUUCAUGCUUGUCAGUAUUUUUCCAAAACAUACUGUAUUACACAGUUUUAUUGAAUAAUGAAUCUUUUUAUUUUACAGCAUUGCAAAACAGGUUUAAUUAACUUGUAGGAUCCCAUCCCCUCUCCAUCAAAAAAGAGCAGAGUGUUCACUGGAGACCAUACUGACUGGCUCCUGGUGUGCUCUGAAAGGUGCUGUUUGCCAUGAUAUGUGUGUCUAGCUGGAUCACAUGUGUAACUGUUAUACUUUGCACUGCUGCAAUACUUCCUACGUAGGAAGGUACUGUUGCUCUCCGACUUCCCCCCCCCCCCCGUCAUUGUGCCGCUCAUCCGGCAGCUCCCGCACAGUCUGUUCCUCCCAACUAGCUUUGGUGUAAAGCAAACACUGGUGGCGCUCAAGUCUCCAAUCCAUGUUCGUUUACCAGUGACGUGGACCAUGUAUGGAUUCUUGUCAAUUCACAGACGUCCAAAAACCAAUCCAAUCUUGAAACGCACAGUUGCAUCGUCCAACGGCCCUAAACUUUUUAGAUGAAAUACACUAUUGUGUAUGUAUAUAUACUGUAUCAUUUAAAGAUUCCAUGUACAUGU